Stegodyphus dumicola is the source of this 354-nucleotide messenger RNA. Its product is annotated as tigger transposable element-derived protein 6-like. The record is from RefSeq and is a predicted model, not a curated record. NCBI's taxonomy places the organism in Eukaryota, Metazoa, Arthropoda, Arachnida, Araneae, Eresidae.
AUGUCAGGAACGGACAAGAGGAAGCUGUCGGUUAUAGGAAAAAGCAUUAUGCCUUGCUGCUUUAAAAGACUUAAGAUGGAGAGUUUACCAGUUGUGCAUCGUGCGAACAGAAAUGCGUGGAUGACCUCUGAACUUUUUAAAGAAUGGCUGAAGGAUUGGAACACAGAGCUACAACGCCAGUCGAGAGAAGUGCUGCUUCUGCUUGACAAUUGUGCAUCACAUCCUCAUUUAGAUUGCUUGAUGAAUGUCCAAAUGGAAUUUCUACCUCCCAGGACAACAGCUUUGGUCCAAGCCAAUGGACAUGGGCAUCAUAAAAAAUUUGAAUCCUUGAAGCAAUUGAAGAAAGUUUGCUGA